GGAACAGUCACAACUUCAUCGACGAAACCAUCCUCCACAAAAGAGAUGUCCAUCUUGUUUCCUGUCUGGUCGCCAACAACUCAGAGAACAAAGUCAGACGGUCCGGCCACUGACAGAACCUCUCCAACAACUUAUGGCAUUCCAACUGCAACAUUCAUCACCUCGGAAACACCUUCAAGUAAUACUUGGUCACCCCUGGGUUACUCUAGUAGAGUUACAAGUAGUUUUGUAGAUGAGACAUCUCCAACAGUCCCAACAAGCUCAACCAGUAGACUUUUGCAAUCAUCCAAAACUUCUGUUGAUGCUUCAGUUUACCCUGAUGCAACAACUGUUCCCACAUUAUCAUUGAGUAUCACCACAGCAGAAUCACCUACCCAAGUAGAUUCUAUAGAGUUUGCCAACAAAAAUUCCACCCAGAAUGUAUCUACAUCGAAAUCAUCUUCCAGUAAUUGGGAAACUACAGAUUCAUCAAGCGAUGAACACAUUUCAACAUCAGCUCCUUCCUCGAAAAUAACCAAUACUUGGGAAACUACUUUAAGUACUGGAAACUCUUCUAAUGUUCUACAAAGCAACAUCACCAGUGAAAGCUCAUUGGAGACAUCAUCUCUUCAUCCAUCAUCAGAUGAUGAAAACUUGGAAACAACCAGAACAUUUUUCGAAUCCACAAAUUGGUCCACUUAUGAGGACGGGAAUAGUACUGAGGAUUUACAGUUUGGUGAUGGGGAUUUGAGAUGGAAGAGCACCACUAGAGCAAAUUCGGAGAGAAAUUCAACUGAAAAAGAGAUGACAACAGUUUCCGGGUAUGGGAGUGAAGAGGAAAUUGGCUCAACAUCAUUUGGUGAUUUCACUACAACUUUAAGGCCUGAAAUUACAUCAAAGUCAUUGGAAUACUCAACCUCGAGAGGAGGAUUUGAUGGCGUAACUCCUUCAAGGUCAUAUCCUACAUCAAAUUCUGCCCACCACGCUUCUUCCAAUUCGAUUUCAAAACAGAAUUCAACAUCAAAACCACAGGAUUCCCUUCAAAACUCAACAUUGAAACCACAGGAUCCCCAUCAAAACUCGACUUCGGAAUCACAGGAUUCCCAUCAAAACACAACAUUGAAACCACAGGAUUCCCAUCAAAACUCAACAUCAAAACCGCGUGAUUCCCUUCAAAACUCAACAUCAAAACCGCAUGAUUCCUAUCAAAACUCAACAUCAAAACCGCGUGAUUCCCAUCAAAACUCAAUAUCAAAACCACAGGAUUCCCAUCAAAACUCAACAUCAAAACCACAGGAUUACCAUCAAAAUUCAAUAUCAUUCUUGAGUAACAACCGUACCACAACUACAAAAACUCCAACACAUGAUACGGAGGACUUUUUCGAAACAGAUGAAGAGGAAGUACAUACCAUUACUCCGACUUCAACUGAAGGUGAAUUUGAACAAGGCAAUGAAGAAGAGGAUGAUAAAUCGAUUAGUAAUGCACCAACAUCAUUGACACCGAACAAAGAUAAUCGGAUCAUUCGUAAUGAGAGUGUAGUGAAGAAGGGAUUACAACGGAACGGAAUAAUUUUGUGAUGAAGAUUUCUACGACAGAUGGUCCCUGUCGACCCAUCCAUGGAUUACAGAUUCUAAAGAGGAGGGAUCGACCACCGUUCCAAUUAGAAUGAAUGACAGCAGUACAACCACUGUACCCACGAGAGCAUCGGUUGAUAUUGCAAGACCAACUUGGCCUGUGCGACCUGUGACCAGUGAGCCAGACCCCGCCACGACGAACCCGCAGUACAUGGGUCUUUCACUGCUCAUCAAAGGAUCCACUCUACAGGAAAUAUGCGAAGCGCAGCAAUCUCUUAAACGAGCCAUCAUAUUCCUAUUCCGUAACACAACUGGCAGGGUACUUGAUGAGGAUCAGAUAGAUUUUCCUAGUUUGACAGCAGAUGAAUGCAAAGGAGCCAGGGCACUGAAGAGUGGUCUGCAUAGCAUCGACUUGAUACUCUAUGAUGAAAAUGGAAACUUCGACGACCAACUCAACAGUGAAUUUAGAAUGCUCUGGGAAAAUAAUGGACUACGUACCAAUAUUGCCAUUCACGAUGUCUACUUGGUGCUUCGUCCAUCAGAGGACGUCCAGACCAGUGGGAUGACAAUCGCAGUAAUCGUCAUUGCCUGUAUUGGCCUCACCUGUAUGCUUCUCUUUUUCAUUCUCAUGAUGAUAUUGAGGAAAAGGCAAAAUAAAUUCAGCUACGGCCAGAGGUGUACCCCUGUAUCCCUGGAUGAUUAUAGCUUGGACAAUAUAUCUGUUUAUAACAGUAUAAGGAGGAAAAACGCCCGAAGAGCUUCAAAACGAUCGUACGGCAAUCCUGCUUUUGAUGAUCCGAGCGCGCCCUCGCACCAGAUCAACUUUGCAGCGCUGGCACAUUUGAGCGGCAACCGGAAGGCGAUGGACGACGAAUUCGACGCGAUUCCGAUGAUCGCUGCGAAAAUGGAUGAACUGCCACCGGGCGCCGAGACGCGCAACCGCUAUGCCAACGUCAUUCCGCUGCCCGAGACCCGGGUGCAUCUCAAGGUCAGGGAGGGUGACGACCCUGUCAACUCUUACAUCAACGCAAACUAUGUCAAGGGCCCCAAAGGAGUCGAUAAAUUCUACAUAGCUUGUCAAGCACCCAUGCAAUCCACAGUUAACGAUUUCUGGAGAAUGAUUUGGGAACAGCAGAGCAAACUCAUACUAAUGUUAACAGAUCUGCACGAAAAUGGUGUUGUAAGUAGUGUUUUCACUCAUUUCUUUUUAAUAAUUUGUUUCUCACUCAAGAAAUACUCUUAG
Nilaparvata lugens (brown planthopper) is the source of this 2797-nucleotide messenger RNA. Its product is annotated as receptor-type tyrosine-protein phosphatase alpha-like. Bases 1646 to 2797 code for a protein of 383 amino acids. Gene Ontology annotation, molecular function: protein tyrosine phosphatase activity. NCBI's taxonomy places the organism in Eukaryota, Metazoa, Arthropoda, Insecta, Hemiptera, Delphacidae. Gene Ontology annotation, biological process: protein dephosphorylation. The transcript has 7 exons. The record is from RefSeq and is a predicted model, not a curated record.